CUAUCGCGUCUCCCGGCCAGACGAGGGGAAUAGUUGAAAUGAUAUAGUUCCUAUAAAAUUAUUAUUUAAAUAUUUGAAAUCAGUUGGCCAAUUUCCAAACGCGUUUAUUGUUUUUAAAAAUAUUGUGCAGAUUUGGAAUAUUUUACAGUUUUCAUGGAACUGUAAAUUCAAAAAUAAACUCGACGAUUACGUUUUCAUUAAUUUAACAUAACGUCGGUAAUUUUGUUUUAAUAAUAAUAUUGUGUAUGCCUAAUAUGAGGUGUUAUUUAAAUAAUUGUGAAAAUGUUUCAAUGCUCCCUUCGCCUGCAAACAAGAACAAGCAUUGGAAUAAGAACAAGCAGAAGUCCCUAGAAGAAGAUCUUUAUAGGUUGAUGUCAAUCAAAAUUGAUAGCACGCCUAGUACGAACCGAAACGACCAAACACGAUCCUAAAAAGCAAAAAAAACGACUACAACGAUCGAUAAAUUAUGGAAGUGGUAGCGGCGCCAUCUAGCGGCGCUCCAUUUCACGAUCACGACGUGCGCGAAUGGUCGAGAAUCGACAGCAUCACGGGAGCACUCGAACGAGCCCGAUUGGAGACGGACCAUUGGUCGGCCAAUACGGUCAAUUCUUCACAUAAAUACGGCAAGGUAGUGGACUCUAGAACGCGCUCGGACGCAGACGGUGCCCUCCAUCAAAUCGCCAGGCGGCAGUUGGAAGUCUUCCACAGCGAGGUACCGGGCUCGCGAUACCAACUGGUAAAAACUCAAACGGUGUCGUCCAGCAAAUGGAGCUCGGCCGCGAAUUCUGCUUCGAUUCAGCAGGAUUUUCUCGGUGGUAGCAGCAAGGAUUUCGAAAAUUUACACCUCUCCAUCAACCCGCUGGACCUGACAUCCCAAAAAUCCAAAGCCUCCGUAGGCAGGAGCGCAUCCAGACGACCCCCCACCCGCCAACGAGCCAAGGAUCUUCUCAAAGAAGCCACAGACCCGUUCAGCCACGCCCACAUCACCGCAUCGACGAAUCUCCAUCGAGUGUCGCGCUUGUGUCACCAAAUCCACGAAAACGCCGUCAGGCAGGCGUUCGGCAGACGAUCGCCGAGGCCGAUCGUCACCGAACCGGACAGUUCGGAUCGCCCGACCAUUUCCGAUCGCCAAUCGGGCGAUGGUAGCGUAGAAAUUUACGAAAUCGAAAGUGCUUCCAGUGAGAGUAAUAGAAUUAGUGAUAAUAUUAGUACGCAUAGUAAUCUAGUUAGAACUAAAAGCAGUAGCAGUGACGACAUUAGCCUGAUACCGGAAAAAGAUACGACUAAUAACAGUAUAGAGGAUUCGGACAGUUGGAGAAGGACGUCGAAGAUCAGAAGGUCCUUGCAGUUUCCGAAACAGAACAAACCGACGACAGUUAAACCCGUGGAUCUACCUGAUAACACCGGGAGCGUUAGAAAGAUUCGCGAAGAGUUAGAAAAGGGCAGGAGAUUGAAUACGGCGCUCAGGAAUAACAGCGUGGAUUUGGACGCUUUGGAUCAGAUCUUGCAAUCAAUUUCCAAUUCCAGUAGCAGCGAUAAGGCGAGUGAUGAUCUCGAAACCGAGUCUGUCAGGAAGCAGAAAAGGAAUUCUUUCGUUACCGUGGAAUCUAUUAAAGAAGUUAAAGGGAGAUUGAGAAGGACCAAUUCGCCCACCAACGAUAUUUAUAAGGCAAACGACAAAGACGACGACCCCGAUGACGGCAUAGUAACAGAAGAAACGUCGCCCGACAAAAACGACGACAUGCCGCUCAUCGAAAAUUCUCGGGUGCGCUCCUACGUCUACGGAAUGGAGGCCUUGCUGAACAAAAAACCCGGAAUAGGCACCGGCAGUCUGGAAUCGAGAGUAAAACUCGUCCCCACGAAUAAGAACGAAGACUGGUACAACCGCAGGAAAUCGUACGGUUUCGAAAAAGUCCACAACCACAACGACACCACGACUUCGAUCCUAUUGAAAAAUAAAAAUCUCGUAGAAAGUUCGACGGACAGCGGAAUAUGUAGAAGUACGGAAAUCGUGACGCCAUUGAAGAAAAACGGAUACAAAGAAGACGCUUACAGUUCGGACGAACACAACGAAUUUGAACGAAAGUACAACGAAUUCGAUAAGAGCAAAAACAAUCAACAAAUUGGACAGGUCAAACGCCUCGCUAGCAGCUUCAAUCAAGACGAUCCACCAUCCCCUACCACCAAAACGGAAAACUGGCGUAAAACCAUCCCAGAUUGGUCGAAUUCCAGCACAGAACUGAAAUCGACGACCAUAACUAUUCCUAUAUCGAAAAACAACAACAUAAUUGACCUAUCGUGGAACGACGCCGACAAAGAACAGCUCCAAACUGUCAAACGUCAUUCGAUAGCGGUAGACGAAUCGAAAUACGUCACCAGAAGUACCGACAAUAGUUUCAGAAGGAUCAGCUUGGCGUUGAACGAACAGAUCAAGCAGGAGGAAGACAACAUGAGGAAGAUUAAGAAAGUGGAGUUUUGUAAGACUGAGGUACACUUCGCUGCCGAGUCGGGGAAGGUGAACAUCGUGGCUACCGAUGAUAAACCGCCGCCCACGCAGAAUUUCAGAAGGCGGCGGAGAAAUUCGGGACCUACUUUGGAAGAAUUCAAUAAAAAUGGAUUGCCGUUACUUCACUUUGGCGACACAUGCUACGACAAAUCGCUGUUCACCAACUCAGACGACGCGACGUCCGACUCCAUUUACGAGAAUCUCCAAUCGAGGGUGCCGACCUUCGCGUUGGUGACCGUCAAUUCGGGUAACUCCCUCAACACCGACUUAUCCGAAGACGACAAAAAGGAGUUGACCGAUAACGAGAUCAAGGGCAUUUUGAAAAACAAGCCCGCCAAGCCUAUACCGUACCAUUUGGGCGAGACCGUCCCGUUUCAGAACGGUAACGUUUCGGACGACGAAAACAAGUGGGGGGUGAGGCUGAGGCACGUGGAAAAACCGGACGUGCCCAUUUGGAAGUCCACCGUCACCGUGCAGAAUUAUAAUUUUAUGAAUCAGCACGACAAAGAAAACGAACCCGAAUUCCAGAAACUCCUGAAAAACCUGCGACCGACUCGGAAAAGCGACUACGCCAGCGACUCCGAAUCGUCGAAACUGUUCGAGAAAAGCAGAACCUCAUCCUCCUGGUCUGGCCCAGAAGAACCUUAUAAAGGGGCGGAACAUAGGGGGUACUCCACCAAAAUUUGUCUGCGAGAAGGCGAAGCUACCGUACUCGAAAACGAAAGUUUCGAUGAGCAGACUAUUACGCCUAGAAUUGAGAAUCUAAGGAAUGACUCCAAACAACUUCUCAAUAAAAGUCUAGUAGUCAGAAUCGGUAAAGAAGAUUCCGCUCUAAACCACAAAAUCUGUUCCAAAAUGUCUACGACAGAAGACACGAAAAAUUCGACGACCACGACGAAAAUAACGAUAGAUCUGUCACCAUCGCCACCGGCCAAAAUGGAAAAAACCUUCUCCUACACCAAGCAUCAACGAUCUCAGCAAUACCAGCAACCAUCUAGAUUUAAAUCCACCUCGCUCAUACUCAACACUAUCAACAAUAAGACUGACAACAAGAUUGACAACAAAGACAAUAUUCCUAAAGAACUAGAAGCCUUGAAGAAACUGUACGAAGACGUGCUGAGCGACAGCGAUGCCGAUAAGGAGGUGCAAUACCUGCUGUCGAGAGUGACGGAUGAUAGCAAGAUGACGGACGACAGCAGUAGCGUGCUCUCGGGAAGUUGGAGCAAGAUGAAAAGCUACAGGAACAUUAGUAACGUCAAGGAAACUAAAUUAGGUGCUAGAAUAGAAAAAGACUACUCCGAAAGACUUCACAACGAAACAUCGCCGCUUAUUAACCACACUCACGAACCUCCCAAAAAACACAUCUCCAUAAACAUUAUACGCCCCACUCGAUCACCGAGUCCUACAAGAAAAACAUCCCUUAGACGACCGGAUUUAAAACCGUCAGAUCCACUUUCCAAACCGCUCCUAUCGCAAAGUAGCGCCAAGAAAACGCCGCUCGGACGGCAGGAUUUGAAACCGUCAGACCAACUCUCGAGGCCCGAUUUGAAGGCGUCAGAAAAACUUUCUAGUCCAUCGAUAGUAACGAAGACGAAUCGAAUAGAAGUGGCUAGGCAUAGCGAAGAAACGAUUGUAGAUAAUUUCAAAAGUGAUAAUGUGGAGAAGAUUGCUACAAAAUUUAGUUCAGAUGGUAUGGUUUUAAGGCAACCGAAAAAGUCAGAAAUGACUUACUUCGGUGUCAAAGUAUCCCCUAAACCUGUCAAGAAAAUAUCCCAGGCUGUGAUUCGCAAAGAAAACAAACUUUCUCCAGAAAAACCCGAUCUCAUACAAACCCAUAAAAAAUCCCCGUCCCCGAUUAGACGUCUGAAAAGUCCCGUAUCGCCGAGGAGGAUAAAAAGUCCGUUAUCUUCAAGGAGAUUGAAACCAUCUUCUCCAUCUCCAACAAGAGCCAGACAAAAAUCGCCUGAGAAACCUAAAGAAGAGCCUAUUUAUGAAAAUAUUAAAAACAAAUACGGUAGAGAGUUUGACAGUAGUAUUUUAGACGAACUUACCAAAGCAGCUGAUCAAAUUCUGCAAGCUGUUAAUGGAUAUACUGACGAAGAGAUUCAUAAUAGAUUGACCUCUGACGAAGAAGACUCAUCCAAAAUCAAAAAACUAGAAACCAUUCUAGAAACUAAAUCGCUCCACCAAAAACCCACCAAUUCCCACAUCGCACCGAAUAGAACCAAAUCCCGGCUGAAAUCAGCAUACCAAUCCUCUUCGACCGAAAGUUUGAACCACAAAAAAACCACCCCCGAUCCGAAAACGAAACCCUGUUACGAGAAACACCGAAGAAGAGCCGAAAAAGCCGAACAAGUUACUACAAAAGUCGAUCACAAUUCGACGAGUAAUAAUAUGAAUGUGAAAUCUUCCGCGACCAAAGCUAGAAGACUGCAGAGGGCGAGUAGCAGAGAAGCUUUGCUUCGUUCGAAUGGUUCCUCGUCUGAAGAUUUGCCGGCCAAAAUUGAACUUCCGAGGAAACCGAGGUUGAUCAAGAAGACCAAAGCGGUGCAGCUCACCAUGUCUAAUGGUUUGGAAUUAAAGAAACCCACCCAAGCUGGAGUAGCGAAGAAAAAGGAAGACAGUAGUAGUAAAGGCGAAGAAAGGAUUUUAAAUAGUUUGCCUGAGAUUCGACAUAAAACGGCCGUUUCUACAAUAAGGAGUACGUCAGAAAAAACAGCCAGGGAUAGGAUAAAGCAUAAAAACGAGGAUUUGAGGCGGAAACCACAACAGAAGAAAGAAAAUAACAAAGUAGUGCCAAAUACAUCGAUGCGAUCAGACAAGGACAAAAGCACAAGAUCGACCGCCACCAACGCUACAGGUCUACAAAGGGAGACGGUCACACAUCGAAUAUCAACUGCUAAUAUAAAGAAGUGUCAUCGCGCUGAGACCGCUACGAGACAUUGACAGAUGACGUCGAUAACAUUAUGACAGCCCAUCGAUAUCGAAAGGUCCAGAGGUUGUCAAAUAGUUCCUAAAGUCAUUUCCAACGAGAAAGAAUAACGAAAGGGUUUUAUUUUUGUAUUUCAGAUGAGAAAUACUAUUGCCAGAUAACUUUUUUUGUAUAUUAAUGCUUUUUUAAUGCUUUACAACUUAUUUUUAGAC
This is a messenger RNA of Psylliodes chrysocephalus, 5650 nucleotides long. Lineage: Eukaryota; Metazoa; Arthropoda; Insecta; Coleoptera; Chrysomelidae. The record is from the annotation of a GenBank genome assembly.